AUGGAGCCUUCCGCUUCACUGUCUUUGGCUGCUUCUUCAGCCUCAUCCAUGACGAUCGACCCAUACAACCUCUCCCUGGCUGAUCAAUUAGGUUUGCUCUUAGUCACUCAACAACUCAGUAAGGACAACUAUCAUUCAUGGAGCCGCGCUAUACGAAAAGCCCUCAAUGCCAAGAGAAAGCUUGGCUUUAUCACAGGUUCUGUUCCUCAACUUGAUCCUACCACUGAACCAAAUAAAUUUGAAAACUGGCAGUGUGUCAAUGAUGUAGUGAGUACUUGGAUCCUAAACUCUAUUUCAAAAGAGAUAGCCACUUCACUGGUGUAUACAAAUUCGACUACUGAACUUUGGAAUGAUUUGAAAGACCGAUUUCAGCAUGGCAAUAGCCCUCGUGUUUUCGAGUUAAAACGUAAUUUGAUGAAUCUCUGCAAGGUACGAUGA
Arachis stenosperma is the source of this 438-nucleotide messenger RNA. RefSeq lists its product as uncharacterized. Lineage: Eukaryota; Viridiplantae; Streptophyta; Magnoliopsida; Fabales; Fabaceae. The record is from RefSeq and is a predicted model, not a curated record. The transcript has a single exon. The coding region runs from base 1 to 438 and encodes 145 amino acids.